Molecule: messenger RNA, 1944 nt
Organism: Pestalotiopsis fici W106-1
Lineage: Eukaryota; Fungi; Ascomycota; Sordariomycetes; Amphisphaeriales; Sporocadaceae
Exons: 1
Coding region: 1-1944 (647 amino acids)
Biological process (GO): amino acid catabolic process
Molecular function (GO): L-amino-acid oxidase activity; polyamine oxidase activity
Source: RefSeq, a predicted model, not a curated record
AUGAAAGCACCUAUCCUUAGCUUCCGGUCACAAUGGGCGUCCAGACUUGUGAAAAAGAACCUUCUCGAAGACCUCCCUAGACUUUUAGAAAAAGUCAAACAGGAGCACGGCCAUCACGCUGGUUUAGCUUUCAUUUCUGAGGCAACAGACUUUCUUCUUCGGCCAUCGGUUUCACAGAGUAUCCUCGAUACGGCUUUUGCAAAAUCAAACAAACCUCUUCUCAAACAUAGGAUAUGUAUCGUCGGUGCCGGCGUUACUGGCUUGUUCAUUGCCAUGCUUUUGGAUAGCCUCAACAUACCUGGGUUGGAAUACGAUAUUUUGGAAGCCUCAGAUAAGACUGGAGGGCGCAUCCGCACCCAUUACUUCUCGGAUGAGCCACACGAUUACUACGAUAUUGGCGCUAUGCGAUUUCCCGAUAUUGUAGCGAUGCGCACUACCUUUCAGCUAUUUGAACAGCUGGAUAUUCCGUUGCUCAGACAUUAUCAUGAUCACAAGGACCCGGAUUCAGCUGUGAAAGGCUCCAUAAAUUGUCCCACCAUGUACAACGGCAUCACAAUUAUCGAUGGCCAACAGCCUGGUCGAGACCCCUUCCGUGUCGGACGAGCAAAUGGUGGGUCGGUGCCUGACCAUCUCGUAGACAGAGUCAAUCAAUUGCUAAGCAACGCUUUCGAACCGUUCAAAAGAAUAAUCACUCAGGAUUUCGAAGCGGGUUUCAAGCUACUUAUGAGAUAUGACAGCUGGAGCACACGGGAGUUCCUAAGAAACCCGCCACCGCCAGAGGAUGGCUGGGAGCCUUGGGAGCCCCUGGAUUUCUUCACUGGUCAAUGGCUUGAAACGAAUACAACAUCCACUAGUAUCUUUGACCAGGCAUUUUCCGAGUCUGUUAUGGACUCGUUGGAUUUCAGCACUACUGAAAAGAGUGAGGAUACGAAAUGGUAUUGCAUUGAUGGUGGUAGUUCACUUCUAUCCCAAGCCAUGGAAAAGUCCAUUACACAGCCUGUGCAGCAUGGAAUGCGCGUGGAGGGGUUUUCCCAGAACGAAGAGACAAACGAAAUCACCGUAUGUGUUGCUGGUGAGCCCGAAGGGACUCGACUACCAUACAGCACCGUCUUCAACACAACGAGUCUGGCGUGUUUGCAACGAAUGGAUUUGACUCGCCUUCAACUUCACCCCACUCAGAGAGACGCAAUUCGAACUCUCCAUUACGAUGAUAGCACAAAGGUGGCCAUGAAAUUCUCCUACCCCUGGUGGAGAACCAGAUGCGGUAUUACGGCCGGGGGUUUCGCCUGUACGGAUGCACCACUUCGCACUUGCGUGUACCCUUCUUACAAUCUCCAGGACCCGACGGAUCAGCCAGCAGUACUGUUAUGCAGCUACACUUGGGCUCAGGAUGCGACACGGAUUGGUAGUUUGAUCCAACGCAAGACUGGGGGAAUCGAAGGGGUCGCCACUGAUGACGAGCUCCGUGACUUGAUGUUGGACAAUCUCGCACGACUGCAUCUUGCAAACUUUCAGCAACAAGCUUCACAUUCCGCUACUCUGCCGACUCUGGAGUACGUCCUUGAGCUCAUUAGUCAAGCAUACAUAUCGCAUCAUGCAUUCAACUGGUCACAGGACCCGUUCACUUCAGGCGCGUUUGCGCUGUUUGGUCCUGGUCAGUUUUCGAACUUGUAUCCCUACCUCUCGCGCCCGGCGGCGGACAGUCGCUUCCAUAUAUGCGGAGAAGCGAGCAGUGCCCAUCAUGCUUGGGUUUCUGGUAGCCUUGACAACGCUCUUGCUAGCAUGCACAGAUUUCUAAUUAGGUUUGGCAUGUGGGAGAAGCGACAGGAGUUGAAGGCUAAAUGGGAUACGCCUGGGGAGAUUGAAGAUGGUGUUGGCGGCACUCUGCAGCUACAAGUUGCGCUGGGUAUGGUUUUAGGGAACUUUCAAUGUGAAAUGACGUAG